Leopardus geoffroyi (Geoffroy's cat) is the source of this 1739-nucleotide messenger RNA. It is a transcript of the gene SMIM45, whose product is annotated as small integral membrane protein 45. Bases 596 to 802 code for a protein of 68 amino acids. Lineage: Eukaryota; Metazoa; Chordata; Mammalia; Carnivora; Felidae. The record is from RefSeq and is a predicted model, not a curated record. The transcript is spliced from 5 exons.
GCCCUCGCUCUGCCAGGCUGCUGAUUGGCUGAGACACGUCCCGCCUCCUGCCAUCCUGAGGGUCGGGGGCAGAGGGAAGUGUCUCCUGGUGGGCAGGGAGACCUACCAGCGUGCCUUGCCAGCCCAGGACUGCCCCCUCCCAGCCCCGUCAGAGUCCUGGGCCUGAGAAGCUCUGUCUCCCACGGGAGGCAGUGGCCUCGCCCUUUCUCUGCCUCCAGCACCCAGGGCUGCUGCAGAUAGCAGUGUCUCUGGGGACAGCAGCUACGACUGAGUCCACAGGCCGACAUUGAGCCGCUCAGGCCGAGGCGGUGCGCUCAGCACAGAGCCCCUGGAACAGGCAUCUGCAGGUCGUGAGAGAUGGUCUGUGAUCUGGCUUUUGAAGUACGAAUAGAAGUUUGUCACCUGAACACAGUACAAAGGAGAUUCCGGGGAAAAUGAAAGCAUAUGAAAGAUAGACACUGUAUGAUACGCAGGUGCACAUAGGUGACUGGCAAGCAGUUCGAGAUGAUGCCAGGAGGCACCUUGCACCCGCUGCCCUUCAUGUUCCUGCUUUCCUGCCACUGGUUCACUGGAAAUAAUAGCUGAGGCCGCCGCGAUGCCGCACUUCCUGGACUGGUUCGUGCCCGUGUACCUGGUCAUCUCCGUGCUCAUCCUGGUGGGCUUCGGCGCCUGCAUCUACUACUUCGAGCCUGGCCUGCAGGAGGCGCACAAGUGGCGCAUGCAGCGCCCCCUGGUGGACCGUGACCUCCGCAAGACCCUGAUGGUCCGCGACAACUUGGCCUUCGGAGGCCCAGAGGUCUGAGCUGACCCGCGCCGGGCACCGGGUGCCCUCCCCCGCCUCGCCCAGCCUGGAGACCCUGAGGCAGAGAGAGGACAACGUCUGCUCCUCCGGGCCACCCCUCUGGAGCUGGGCCCUCCCAGCAGAAGCUUCUGGGUGCCCCGGGUGGACACUGGCUGCACCUGGUGAGAUAGGGGCACCUGGGUGUCUUGAGGUGUCACUGCUGCUGGCCCGGGGCUUGCUUUCCACCUCAAGCCAGUUCUCUCCACACCUGCCCUCCCCAGCUCUGGGUUUAUCCCCCGCUGGCCUCCAGUGCCUUUGUGCUGCCCAGCACUCUCGCCCCUCACCUGGAGUCAGGCACCGCUGCCCCUGCCUGUCCUAAGUGUCUAGAUUCCCACUUCCCCACUGAAUCCCCGGUGACACUCAACGGCCCGCUCCACCCGAGGAGGCAACCUCCCUGCAGCCUCACAUGGCAGGCUUCAAAGCUGACCCAAGGGAAAGGCCCCAUUUGGAGGGGUGUCUGCUCCUUCCAGUUCAGCCCCACCCCUUUGGACUCAGACUUGGCAAUGGUGAGCGUGUGUGACAGGGUGUGCAGAGGGGUGAGACCACAGAGGAUGGAGGGGUGUGUGUGUGUGUGUAUGUGUAAGAGGGAGAGCGGGGGCCCCAAGCAGGGCAGGAGGUGGCGGGGACAGGGCGAGCCUGUGAUAGGCUGCCCACAGCGGUUCUCACCUCCCUCCCUGUGCCAGGCUUCCCUACUCUCUCCUUCCCCAAGGUCCCUGCCCUGUACUGCAGCCCCCAGCACCAUCCCCCUGCCCACCCAACCCCACCAGGGAGCCCUCCUCCUUUGUGGAACACUGUUGCCUCAUUUGGGAUGUCGAGUAGCAGCCUGUCUCACUCUCCUCCUCUGGGGCUUCCCUCUUAGUUUUUUUGCAAUAAUAAAGACUUCAUGACUAUUUCUGCA